Messenger RNA from Tripterygium wilfordii, 1845 nucleotides. Its product is annotated as mediator of RNA polymerase II transcription subunit 15a. Lineage: Eukaryota; Viridiplantae; Streptophyta; Magnoliopsida; Celastrales; Celastraceae. Gene Ontology annotation, molecular function: transcription coactivator activity; chromatin DNA binding. The record is from RefSeq and is a predicted model, not a curated record. Bases 208 to 1602 code for a protein of 464 amino acids. The transcript is spliced from 7 exons.
UGGGAAUCUGGAAUGAUUUCUUCUGAAGAGAGGUCAAUUUCUUCUUCUUCAAUCGGGUCCAACACCUGACCUCCUCUGAUCUUGCUCAAAGCUGCACCUUUCGCUGUCAAUCCACAGGUUUGGGGGAACUGUUUAUUUAGUUGUAUAUGUUUUAAACAAGUGUUGCCGACUCUUCCUUUACUUCGUUUUUUCCCCAGCUGGGAUUUGAUGGCUACCAACAAUUGGAGGCCUAAUCCUCCAGGUGGGGAACCUGCGAGGGACACGGGUGAUUGGAGAGCUCAGCUGCCGCCUGACUCUGGAAGAAGGCUGAUUGGCAAGAGGAAGUCUCUGGAUUCCCCAGCCCAGACAGGACAUGAUAAUGAGGCUGAUUGGCAAGAGGAAGUCUAUCAAAAGAUCAAAUCCUUGAAGGAGACUUACUUGCCUGAAUUGAAUGAAAUGCACCAAAAAAUUGCUGCUAAAUUUCAGAAGAAUGAGUCUCUUCCACAAUUUCCAAAGCCAGAGCAGCUUGAGAAGCUGAAAGUCGUCAAGGCUAUGUUGGAGCGCAUUAUAAAUUUCUUACUGGUUCCCAAACAUGGUAUUCUACCCAAUUUCAAAGAGAAGUUGGGUUCCUAUGAGAAGCAGAUUAUAAACUUUAUAAUCUCAAACAGGCCAAGGAAGCUUGCUCCUUGCCAGCAGCUAGGAGGCCCAGGACAGCUUCUGCCAACUCAAAUGCACUCCAUGCAGCAGUCACAAUCUCAACUUACUCUAAUUCAGUCUCAUGAAAAUCCGAUAAAUCCACCAACCCAGUCAAUGAAUAUACAGGGUCCUGCAGCCACAAUGCAUCAGAAUAGUAUGGCAAAUUUGCAGCAGAGUUUUUUGUCUCAGCAAAACAUGAUGAAUUCACUCCAACCAGGCUCCAAUUUGGAAGUCUAUCAAACUGAUUGGCAAGAGGAAGUCUAUCAAAAGAUCAAAGCCAUGAAGGAGACUUACUUGCCUGAAUUGAACGAAAUGCACCAAAAACUUGCUGCUAAAUCUCAAAAGAAUGAAUCUCUUCGACAACCCCUAAAGCCAGAUCAUCUUGAGAAGAUGAAAGUCUUCAUGGCUGUGUUGGAGCGCAUUAUAACUUUCUUACUGGUUCCCAAACAUGGUAUUCAACCCAAUUUCGAGGAGAAGUUGGGUUACUACGAGAAGCAGAUUAUAAACUUCAUAAACUCAAACAGGCCGAGGAAGCCUGCUCCUUCUGAGCAGCUAGGAGGCCCAGGACAGCUUCUGCCAGCUCAAAUGCACUCCAUGCAGCACUCACAAUCUCAACAGACUCAAAUUCAGUCUCAUGAAAAUCUGAUAAACCCACAGGCCCAAUCAAUGAACUUACAGGGUUCUGCAGCCACAAUGCAUCAGAAUAGUAUGCAGCAUAGUUCUCUGUCUCAGCAAGACAUAAUGAAUUCACUCCAGCCAGGCUCUAAUUUGGACUCUGGACAAGGAAAUGCAUUGAUCUCAACGCAGCAGGUUCCUGUGGGAUCUCGGCAACAAAAUCCUGUCAGCGCUCCCCAACAAGUCAAUAUGAAUGCCCUGUCAACUCAAAGUGAGGUGCCCAUGCUUCAGCAAAACAUUAAUCCCCUUUAGUCAAACUCUAAUAUGCUACAACAGCAGGAGCUGAAAAUGUUAGACACAGCAGCAGUUCAAACAACAAUAUCGACCGCGUUACUCAAAUUUUAUACCUGUCUCUCUCAUAAUGUGACCCUAUUUUGAUGAACUUUUCUAAAAAUCAUGUAGUUUUAUAGUAAUUGAAAAAAAUAAAUGAAGGAAUAUUGUACCUGAAUGAAUGUUUUGCAUCAGUAAUUUUCGUUGUGAUUUAUUUUUGUGUAA